CUGAUUAACAAAUCAGUAACCUGCUGCUGCCGUGCCGACCGAAGUACGACCUCUCCGAACCCCGUGAACCACUUCUGUGUCACCGCGGCUCAAGAUACACGAUGCGGCAGUACCUCUUGCUGCUGUUGUUCGCUGUCGCGUGCCAGUCGGCCACUGUAAGCGACAAGGAACCGGACAGUGACCACCAGGAGAAGCUGGGGUUCUGUACCCUAGAGUGCCCUGGGUACGAGGUGUUGUGCACCCGGGACGGUUAUGAGGUCCGGAGGUACGAGAGCUCGGUGUGGGUGACGACUGUCGUCACGGACUUCAGCUACGUCACGGGGACAACACGGGCGUUCUGGAGGCUGUUCAACUACAUCACCGGGGAGAAUGAAGGAGGCCUGACUAUCGAGAUGACCCAGCCCGUCCUGGUCACCAUCCCCAAGGAUAAGGACGGCUGGUUCUACCGCGAUUACGUCGUCGCCUUCAUGAUUCCCAGGGUGCACUGGGAAAACCCUCCGCUGCCGACAGACUCAACGCUGAACAUAGAAAGCCGGCCGGAGGAGGUAGUGUUUGUCCAGUCGUCCUCCGGCUGGCUGACCGGCUGGAGCGCCGACACGAUGCAGGAGGACUUGGUCGGGAAGCUGCAGAGGAACGGAGAGGUCUUUACAGAUGAAGGAGUCAUCACCGCUACGUACCAGCCCCCCUACCAGAUGACCGACCGGCACAACGAGGUCUGGGUUCUGGGUGGAGACGGAUACAUCCGGGGCUCCUAUAUCCCGUCAUGCCUCAAGGAAUCGAACGUCGGUGACGUCAUCCCCGUCCAGGACGUUCCUGAGGGGUGUGACGUCAGGGAAUGCGCGCCCUUCUCAACAGUUGAGAGGAAGACUUCCAGUAACUUCAUCGAGAGGACCAUGGCGCCCACUAAGGGCGUGUGUAUCACUUCCAGCCCGGGAGAAGACUGGGAGGCGGGAACCUACCGGACCUACCUGCCGCUGUACAGGUACCUGGACGGGGAGAACAGCCGACAGGCUAAGAUAGAUGCGACACUGUCAACCUUCAUGAUGAUGCAGACGGAUACCUUCCUUUGUGAAGACUGUGCCCAGACCGUCACCACGUGUCUCACGCUACCGAAGGCGGCCUAUGACAACCCGCCGCAGCCGAAGGAUGGAAGGCUAUUCGUCUACGAGGCACCUACAAGUAAUUUCUACCUCAUGGCGUUUUCUGGUUAUCCCACCAAGAAACAUAUGGGUAAGAUGGCGGCGAAGUUCAUGACUAUUCUGGAUGAAGAAAGCGUGGAAUAUACGAAGGACAUGUUCUUUGCUACAGGGUACGAUGACUUUGCAGCUAACAACUACACGGAGAUCGCCUUAAUGAAGGGGAAACCAGACGACUCGAUUACACCGGAGAUGUGGGAGAAGAUCGCUGGUGCAGGGAACACAGAGAAGGAAGAGACGAAUACCGAGGCGGAGGACGAUCUAGACAUUCUCCCCGCCAGCCGUGUACAGGACGUGCCGUCCGGGUGCCAGGGGCGGGAGUGUCCCGUGUUCAAGAUCGUCAGGACUUUCGACGGGUUCGUCGAGAGAGCCACCAAGAAAGCUAAGUACGCGUGCAUGAACACUGUGUCCGGCUGUGACUACGAGAGCGCCAGUCUGAAGGCAGUCUACCGGCUGAUGGACUAUCUGGGCGGGCAGAACUCCGAGGGGAUCACGAUGGAGACACCAUCGCCGGUCGUUACCUGGAAUGACCUAACCAACCUUGAGAUGGGAGACUCCUGUGGGAAGAAAUACAAGACGUGCGUCAUCCUUCCCGAGAUGCAUCAGGACAACCCGCCGACGCCCACAAACGACGAGGUGUACGUGUACAACAGCCGUGGGCCGCACGUCUACGUCAUGCCCUUCGGCGGGUACGCGACUGACGACAAGAUAGAACAACUCGCAAGGACGUUCCAAGAUCGACUAGAUGCCGCCGGUGUACCAUACAAAACGAAGUACUUCAAGGUUGUCGUCUAUGACGGGCCACAGAAGGCAGAACGGUACAACGAGAUGUGGUUCGCUAAACCACGGAAUGACGAGGACGAGGAUGUGAAAUUCGAUGUUGACACCUCCACCUACAAGUCAGCCACCGUGCCCGCGGUAACAUUCAUGUGGGACAGAAAGUGUAAGAGUUCGGACUGCCCGACAUGUCCGGAGUGUCCGGACUUCCAGGUCAUCAAGAGCUUCAACAACUUCGACGAAAGGCUGACGCCUCAAGGCACUUGGGUGGACAAGAAGUUCCUGGGCUGUUCCAGUAAGCAGGGUCCCCCCGAAAUGUUGCCGCUGUUCCGUUACAUGACCGGCACCAACACCGGACGCGUCUCCAUGGAGAGGACCUCUCCUGUGAUGACUGUGCUGUGGCAGAAGGACAACAGUAAGUUUGGUUGUGACAAGGACUUCCACGUCGCCUUCUGGGUUCCUGAGGAACAUGACCAAGGAAACCCUCCUUACCCCAUCGAAGAAGAUGUAACUUUAUACAAGACUCAGGGAUACACUGCCUAUGUGAGGAGCUUCAUGGGACCCAAACCAAACGACUCGGACCUCAUUCAGAUGACUAAGUCAUUCAUGAGCGCACUGGAUGGAGCUGGGCUCAAGUACAAACCUGACUGGAUCAAGCUUCUGGAGUAUGACGGACCAGAAGUAGAGCCGGAAAAGCGGCUGAACGAGCUAUGGAUGGUGAAGAAGGAAGAGUAAACGUCAAGGACUACGUCAAUCCCAGCAAUGACUUUAACUGUUAAAUCAUCUUAAUUAAUUGAGUUUACAUAAGUUUGAGAAUUGUAAAGGAUGGCUGUGUCUCUUAUCUGUAUUUUCUUUUAAACUCUGAAUAAACAACAGCUCAGUGAGAUUUACAUGA
Branchiostoma floridae (Florida lancelet) is the source of this 2868-nucleotide messenger RNA. RefSeq lists its product as uncharacterized. Bases 102 to 2708 code for a protein of 868 amino acids. The record is from RefSeq and is a predicted model, not a curated record. NCBI's taxonomy places the organism in Eukaryota, Metazoa, Chordata, Leptocardii, Amphioxiformes, Branchiostomatidae. The transcript has 20 exons.